AUGGUUAUUCUAACUAAAGAACAACAAGAAGAAGCCGCUAACGAGGGCCUCUGGCUACCCCAAUUAGAGAAAGAUAACUGUGGUGUUGGUUUCGUCGUUUCCAUCAAAGGCAUUAAAACCCAUAAGAUCCUUUGCGAAGCCCGCACAAUGCUGGAACGAAUGGCUCAUCGUGGUGCCUGUGCAUGUGACAAUGAUUCCGGUGAUGGAGCGGGAGUUUUGACGGCCAUACCCGAUCUCCUCUACAGGAAAUCCGUGAAAAAACAAGAUGGCGUGGACCUGCCACCUCCUGGACACUAUGCCACCGGUAUUCUGUUUCUUCACGAGGAUUCCUACAAGCAAGCCAAGGUGAGAUAA
Molecule: messenger RNA, 354 nt
Organism: Haemonchus placei
Lineage: Eukaryota; Metazoa; Nematoda; Chromadorea; Rhabditida; Trichostrongylidae
Source: the annotation of a GenBank genome assembly